UAUCACUGCUUCUAUAUGCUCUGUGCUGCGACAGAAAAGGAUGUUGAAAAAUACAAACUGAAGAAUCCAAGGGAAUUCCAUUAUUUGAACCAGUCUAAUUGCUAUGAAUUGGAUGGUGUUGAUGAUUCCAAAGAGUAUCUUACUACAAGGAGGGCAAUGGAUAUAGUUGGAAUCAGUGAUGAGGAGCAGGACGGAAUUUUUCGAGUUGUGGCUGCAAUUCUUCAUUUGGGCAACAUUGAGUUUGCGAAGGAAAGUGAUGGUGAUGCUUCUCAUCCCAAGGAUGAUCAAUCACGAUUCCAUCUUAAAACCGUUGCAGAGCUGUUGAUGUGUGACGAACAAUGUCUUGAAGACUCCUUGUGCAAACGCGUAAUGGUUACUCGUGAUGAGACCAUAACAAAAAGCCUCAAUGCGACCGACGCUGCAGUCAGUAGGGAUGCUUUGGCUAAAAUUGUCUAUUCAAGAUUGUUCGACUGGUUAGUUGAUAAGAUCAACAAUUCUAUUGGACAAGAUUCUACUUCAAAACUCUUAAUCGGACUGCUGGAUAUUUAUGGCUUCGAGAGUUUCAAUACAAACAGUUUUGAGCAAUUUUGCAUAAACUUAACUAAUGAGAAACUGCAGCAACAUUUCAAUCAGCACGUUUUCAAGAUGGAACAAGAAGAAUAUACAAAAGAAGAGAUCGACUGGAGUUACAUAGAUUUCGUAGAUAACCAAGAUAUUCUUGAUCUUAUAGAAAAGAAACCAGGUGGCAUCAUUGCUCUCCUUGAUGAGGCUUGUAUGUUUCCAAGAUCUACGCAUGAGACAUUUGCGGAGAAGCUGUACCAGACAUUCAAAGAUCACAAGCGUUUCAGCAAGCCAAAGCUGUCGCGCACUGGUUUCACCAUAUGCCAUUAUGCGGGUGAGGUUACGUACCAGACGGAACUUUUUCUGGAUAAAAACAAAGACUAUGUUAUUUUUGAGCAUCAGAAUCUCCUUAGUAAUUCAAGUUGCACCUUUGUCUCUAGCCUCUUCCCACCUUUACCCGAAGAAUCUUCUAAAUCAUCAAAAUUUUCAUCAAUUGGUUCUCGAUUCAAGGUCCUAUUCUAUGUACUCUUAACAUAUUCAGAGCUACAUUGUUUCUGUAUAUCUGGUUUCACCCCUUUCUUUUAUUUUAUGCAGCAACAACUGCAAUCUUUGCUUGAGACUCUUAGUGCAACAGAACCUCAUUAUGUUCGCUGUAUAAAACCUAAUAACUAUCUGAAGCCUUCAAUCUUUGAGAAUAGUAAUGUUCUACAGCAACUCCGUUGUGGGGGCGUUAUGGAGGCAAUCAGGAUCAGUUGUGCCGGAUAUCCCACUCGAAAGACUUUUCAAGAAUUUAUAAACCGUUUCAAAAUUCUUGAUCCUAGUGCAUCAAAUGGAAGUUGCGACGAAGUCACUGGUUGUAAAAAGCUUUUGCAGAAAGCUGCUCUUGAAGGUUAUCAGAUUGGCAAAACUAAAGUGUGUCUCAGAGCUGGUCAGAUGGCAGAACUAGAUUCUGUUCGUAACCAGGUCCUUGGGAUAUCAGCAAGCGUAGUCCAGACAAAAUUUCGUUCAUUCUUUGCGCAUAAAAAUUUCAUUAUAUUACGAAUGGCAGCCAUACAAAUCCAAGCUCUGUGCAGAGGGCAAGUUGCAAGGUGUAUUUAUGAGCGUAAGAGGAGAAAGAUUGCUGCUACAACCAUCCAAAAAGGUGGAAGGAUGUUUAUGUUUAGGAAGACUUUUGCAAUUCUAUCGUCUUCUGCAAUUGUUAUCCAAGCAGGAGUUAGAGGAAUGGCUGCUCGCAGUGAGCUUCUAUUUAGAAGGAGAAAUACAUCAGCUAUUCUUAUCCAGAAACACUCCAAAAGAUACUUGGCCAGCCAUCAUUUCUCGCGCUUGAAGGGGGCAUCGAUUUCAAUGCAGUGUGCUUAUAGAGUAAUUAAAGCUCGCAAAGAACUACGGCUACUUAGAACGGCUGCAAAGGAAACUGGUGCACUUCAAGAAGCCAAAGAAAAGCUAGAAAAGCAGGUUGAAGAGCUGACUUCAGAGUUGGAGUUGGAGAAGCGCCAGCGACAUGACAUCGAGGAAGCCAAAAAUCGUGAAAUUGCAAAAUUACAAUCUGCUUUGGCGGAAAUAAGAACGCAAGAUCCUGAAGCUCUAGAGAAGGUAUCCGCGCAUGUUCCUGCUGCAGUAUCCGAGCAAGUUUCUCCAGCAGUAUCCGAGCAAGGUCCUCCUGUAAAAGAUGGCUCAGUAAUUGAUAAUGAAGCAGUUCAGAAAUUAACUGCUGAAAAUGAAAAGCUGAAGAUUUUAGCUAUGGAGGCAGAGACAGAUAUAGUUAAGCUGAAGACAGAUAUCCAGAGACUUGUAGAGAAAAUUUCUGACAUGGAAACAGCAGAAAAGAAUCUCCGCCGACAGGCUUUAAUGAAUAAUCCUUCAGGAAAACUAUCUGGACAUUUACCUCCAACUACUCAUCAGGGGGAGAAUGGGCAGCAUGAACUUUUGAGCGCAGCACCCAGUAAAAGAUUCGGUACAGAAGCCGAUAGUGCACUGAGGAAAUCUAUCAUCGAAAGGCAACGUGAGUCCGUAGAUACUCUUAUUAGGUGCGUCAAAAAAGACGUUGGUUUCAGUGAAGGAAAACCAGUUGCUGCACUUACAAUUUACAAAUGCCUGUUCCAUUGGAGAUCUUUUGAAGCUGAGAGAACUAAUGUUUUUGAUCUGCUUAUUCAGAUUAUUGGUUCAGCAAUAGAGGAUGAGGAAAACAACUGUCAUAUGGCUUACUGGCUUUGCAACACAUCUACACUACUGUUUUUACUCCAACGAACCCUUAAAUCUCCUUCUUCAUCUCAACCUCCUCAGCCAACCUCAUUUUUCGGAAGAAUGGCUCAAAGUUUCCGGGGGUCCCCAUCCUUCGCCAACAUUUCUAUAGGUGGGAUUGAUGGAAUAAAACUGAUUGAAGCCAAGUAUCCAGCUUCACUUUUCCAGGAGCAGCUGACUGCUUAUAUUGAGAAGAUUUACGGUAUUACUCGAGAUAAUGCGAAGAAGGAAUUGACACCAGUUCUUUCUUCAUGUAUCGAGGCACUCAAAAAUUCCCCGAGUGAAUCUGCUGGUGAAUGUGCUACUAGGAACUGGCAAAGCGUCAUUGAUUGUUUAAACGGGCUUCUAAGUACACUGAAAGAUAAUUUCGUUCCACCAGUUCUUGUGCAGAAAAUCUUCGAGCAGCUUUUCGCUUAUAUAAACGUUCUGCUGUUUAAUAGCCUUCUUAGCCAUAAAGAGUGUUGCACGUUCAACAGUGGGGAAUAUGUAAAGACGGGGUUAACAGAAUUUGAACUUUGGUACGGGGACACCCACGAGUAUGCAGGCUCAUCACUGGAAGAACUAAAAUAUGUGCAGCAGGCUGUAAAACUUCUGAUCAUGCAACAGAAAGCGGAACUAACCUAUGAUGAUCUUACAACUGAACUUUGCCCUAUACUGAGCAGUCAGCAGCUUUAUAGAAUAUGUACUAUUUUUGGCGAUGAUAAUGAAUCAGAUAAUCUACCUCCAGAAAUACUUUCUAAGCUAAAGACACUUGCAGAGGAGGACUCUACCAAUCCUGGUAGUGACUCGUACCUGUUGGAGGAUAAUUCCAGCAUCCCGUUGCCGGUUGAAGAACUCCGCAGUUCCCGCCAAGAUUUAAAUUUCAAAGGCGUAAAACCACCCGAAGAACUUCUUGAAAAUCCAGCCUUUGAGUUCUUACAGGGUUAAGGCUGUGGUUAUAUUUAUCCACUUUGUUGAUACCAUGAUGUAUACAAACCUGCUUCUUCUUGUCUCAUCACAUCCCCAGCUAGAUUUUGGUGUAGAAUUUGUAGAAUUCAUAGGUAGAGAGUCGGAUAAAGGGGAAGUGUGAGUUUUUUCCAGUUAGUUGUUUUUUUGGUACCUUAAUUUGGGGCUAUAUUGUGCCAAACCUUUCUAAAAAUUACAGGCAGAAAUGAUAGUGAACAUGUUUAUUGUUCAAUAGUGAAAAAGGUUGAUGUUCUGGUGUCCUUAA
Molecule: messenger RNA, 4012 nt
Organism: Salvia splendens (bonfire salvia)
Lineage: Eukaryota; Viridiplantae; Streptophyta; Magnoliopsida; Lamiales; Lamiaceae
Product: myosin-11-like
Exons: 32
Coding region: 16-3729 (1237 amino acids)
Biological process (GO): actin filament organization
Cellular component (GO): cytoplasm; membrane; actin cytoskeleton
Molecular function (GO): actin filament binding; microfilament motor activity; ATP binding
Source: RefSeq, a predicted model, not a curated record